GAAGAGAAAACUCUGUUACUGAUAAUAAACAAAGUGUAGAAGAAAUUCCUCCUGAUGACAAAGAGGAACCAGGAUUUGAUUUGGAUGAGCGGGAAAUCAAAAAAUUUCAUAUUUGGCCGAAAGGGAUUAUACCAUAUUACAUAGACGAUUUUUCAUUCGAUAAAGUUUUAAGAGAUACAAUUCGGGCUUUCCUUGAGCAUACCAACCAUAUGACUGGCCUUCAGUUCCUGGAGCUGCCAAGUCCACCUAAAGAUGACAGCAGAUGGGUCUUCUUCAUAAACCGGCAGGGCCUGCUUGAAUGUAUUAAUCAAUCUUUUCAGAGCUUUACUAAUGAUGGAGUUCAGAAAGUACUUCUUGGUUACGACUGUAUAAUCAACUAUGGAAUGAUGGAAGUUCUAUUGAUGCUUGUUGGUGUUCCACCACAACACAAUUCCCCCAAUCGUGAUGAUUAUGUUGAGACUAAAUUGAAUAACGUAAUCCCUAACAAGAAAUAUUUAUUUAAAAAAUUUAAAGAUGAUGAAUGGUUGUUUCAUGACCUGGAGUAUGAUUUUAAAAGCGCUGGUCAUUACGAUUCUCAUAAAUUCACUGUUAACGGCAGAGCAACUCUUAUACCAAAGGAUGACAGCAAAUCUAAUUCCGAGAUUGGCUUUAAAAAACAUUUUAGCUCUAUUGAUAUAAAAAAAAUUAAAAUGUUAUACAACUUUAUUUCUAAAAAGGAACCCAGUGUUCAUCUCCCUCAAUGUAGUAAAAUGUUUAAUCCGGGAUCUAACUUCAGUAAUUACCGCGAAAAUAAAAUAACUGAAGGGAAACCAAGGAAUAAACCUAAUAAAUAUUUAGGAGUACCAGACGAAGCUCCCGACAGAGAGGAUGUUAAUAGCCACUUCGAUGAAGUUAAUGGUCAAACAAAUGAAAAUAUAACAAAUCCAAAAUCAGUUAUGGAUAAUAAUGACGUUGAAGAAGAAGAAGAAGUAGAAGAACCCGAAAAUAGAGAAACAGAAGAGGUUGCAAAAGAUUCAGAACAGAAAAUAGAAGAAAGUCUAGACGACUUUUUAAAGGAAGAUAGUCAACAAACUGAAGAGCGAAUAGAAGCUAGCGAAAAUGAAGAUUUUGACAAAGAAAAUAAAACAGUCUUAAAAGGUAAGACAAAACAUAAAGGUGAAAACUUGUUGGACUUGUCUGAUUUUGCUACUGGAGAGGACAAUUAA
Pieris napi is the source of this 1205-nucleotide messenger RNA. RefSeq lists its product as uncharacterized. Lineage: Eukaryota; Metazoa; Arthropoda; Insecta; Lepidoptera; Pieridae. The record is from RefSeq and is a predicted model, not a curated record. The transcript has 5 exons. Gene Ontology annotation, biological process: proteolysis. Gene Ontology annotation, molecular function: metalloendopeptidase activity. Bases 210 to 1205 code for a protein of 331 amino acids.